AUGCGAGACGGUGGAUUGGGAAAGUUGCAGAAGAGGAUGAGGGGACGGUUUGGGGAUACGUUGAAUCCGGAUGAUGCGUAUUUGAGCUAUUAUGAUAUUCGGUUGACGAGAGAGGAUAUGCAGACAUUGAAGAAUGACUGGCUCACAGAUAAUAUCAUCUCAUUCUGGGAGGAAUACCUAGAACAAGAGGUCCUCUCACAGCAUAGCUCAUCCAACAUUGUCCUCCUUCGACCGAGCAUGUCGUUCAUGAUCCUCCAAACGCCCAACCCUCAUACCCUGCGCGAAGCCCUACCUAACUUUAGCCGAACCACCCAUGUCUUCCUCCCAAUUAACGACUGUCGCAAUGUAACCGAGGCUGAAGGGGGUACUCACUGGUCGCUUCUUCUCAUAUCCAUCUUGGACGGGAUCGCAUUCCACUAUGACUCGCUUCCCCCCGGAAAUGUAUGGGAAGCACGAGAGGUGACGAUGAAAUUCGGCGCUUUGCUCAACCGCCCGAUUCGGUUUGUACAUUUGAACGACUCGCCUGUCCAGGAAAAUGGCAGUGACUGCGGUGUUUUCGUCUGUCUUAGCAUGCGGCAUCUUCUAGUGAAAAGGCUGCUGAUGACCGACGGUAACCAGAAGGUUAGCAUGAGCCUGGGCGGGAAAAAGGUGGACGCACGUGCGGGGCGGAAGGAAAUCGCCAAAAUCAUCGAGGGAUUCCGAAAGGAAGGCGAGAGACGCAGAUCAGCUAGCUUAAGCCCAGGUCCCUUUGGGAAGAAAUCCGUCAGCCCGGGUCCUCCACGGAUUGAUUGA
Molecule: messenger RNA, 792 nt
Organism: Aspergillus wentii DTO 134E9
Lineage: Eukaryota; Fungi; Ascomycota; Eurotiomycetes; Eurotiales; Aspergillaceae
Product: Ulp1 protease family protein
Exons: 7
Coding region: 1-792 (263 amino acids)
Biological process (GO): proteolysis
Molecular function (GO): deNEDDylase activity; cysteine-type peptidase activity
Source: RefSeq, a predicted model, not a curated record